UGCAAUAAAGCACAAAAUAUGGUAUAUUUCAAGGCAAGGGAGAAUUAAUAUUGGAAAUUUUUGAAAAAAAAGUUUAUUUUCAGGAAAUUUUCCUUAUCUAACAUGUUAAGACUAAAAACUAACAUAUAUUAAUAUUUUAAAAACUAUACUUAAGUAUGUAUUGUGAUUAAGUAAGGGGAAAGAAACAAUUAUAAUGGGCUUGACAAUAUGUAGCUCAGUGGUAGAAUAUUUGUAUACUAUUCAGACACAAAGUAUAAAAUUUAAAGGAAAUAGACUUUCUUUUUUUCCUAGAUCUGACAUAAAGUAUAAAAUUUAAAAGGAAUAGACUUUCUUUUUUCCUAGAUCUGACAUAAGCCUGGCUGAGGGUAGGUAAGAAAUCAACUUAAGUAAAAUAUAGAAAAUUCUAGAAAACCUAGAUGGGAAACUUCUCCAGUCAGUCAGUAACUGGACUGGAGAAACCCAGCGAAGGUUCUGCAACUCGUGCAGGAAGUUCCGCAAUCAUGUAGGCAUGCGCAAAAGAAGCUUUCUUGAUUGGUCUGUCGCAGUUUAGUGACGCAUCCAGUGGCGUAUCCAGUGGCAUGCCCAGUGAAAUGUCCAGUGACACGCCCAACGCAUGCGUCUUGUCCUCCGGAAACACCUAUAAGCGUCUCCGGAAACGCCUUAGUGUCUCAGACGACGGCCUGCUUUUCUCAGAAGCGCACGGUUUUCGUCACGCUCUCUCGGCUGUCUCCCACCUGCUUGCUACCCAGGACCGGUACGCAGGUCUCCGCCAUGGCCUCAGAUACAGAGAAACUUAUGUGUCUCACCACAGAAAACGCAGAGAUUCCCGCUGAUUUUGUGGAGCUGCAGCCGCUCGAUGAAAUCGAGACGGUUUCUUUGGAAACCAAUGUAAGCCAAACCAUCGAAGUGUAUGGAGAUGUAGGUGUUGAUUGGGCGCAUGGUGGCCACUACCACUCUCCUCUUAUUGCUCUGCAGCCACUUGCGGGCAGCAACCUGAGUAAUGGAGAUCAUGAUCAGGAAAUGAUUAUCGUGCAGACACGAGAGGAGGUGGUGGACUACCAAGACUCAGACAACCUACUACUCGGUACUGAAUUUGAAAGCCAGAUGGUUUUGCCAGUUAAUGAAGACGACUAUCUCCAGCCGACCACUGCCACUUUUUCUGGCUUCAUGGCGGCAGAGAAUGGUCAAGAUGAGCUCAGCCCCUAUGGAGGGAAUCUCUGUGGUUUGACGACCAUUAUCGAGGCCGGUGCAGAAGAAGGCGUGAACCCUGACCUGGGUGACAAACAGUGGGAGCAGAAGCAGAUACAAAUCGAUGGUCUUGAUGGAGAAUUUCCCUUCGCCAUGUGGGAGGAUAAUAAUUUAAAAGAAGAUCCCGUGGCUGAAGAAGAGGCUGGUGAGUCAACCCCCGAUUAUUCUGAGUAUAUGACAGGAAAGAAAUUUCCUCCUGAAGGAAUACCUGGCAUCGAUCUUUCUGAUCCCAAACAACUGGCAGAAUUUACUAGCAUGAAACCCAAAAAGCCAAAAGGAGACUUUCCAAGACCGGUAGCAUGCUCUCAUAAAGGCUGUGGGAAGAUGUUCAAAGAUAAUUCUGCUAUGAGAAAGCACCUGCACAUCCAUGGGCCUAGAGUACAUGUCUGUGCAGAAUGUGGCAAAGCUUUUGUUGAGAGUUCGAAGCUGAAACGUCAUCAGCUGGUUCACACUGGAGAGAAGCCCUACCAGUGUACCUUUGAAGGCUGUGGGAGACGCUUUUCCCUCGAUUUCAAUUUGCGCACACAUGUGCGAAUCCAUACUGGAGACAAACCUUUUGUGUGCCCAUUUGAUGCCUGCAACAAGAAGUUUGCCCAGUCGACAAACCUGAAAUCGCAUAUCUUAACACAUGUAAAGAACAAGAAUGACCAGUAAAAAGAAGUCAGAAGAUCCUUUUGAAGCCUGGGAAGUAUUUUACAGUAAUGUGCCUGGGAAUAAUAUGACCCUUGUUUGAACAGUUUCUAGGAAAGUUAUUGCAAAUGAAUUAUGCAUAUCUGAGGUUUAUGUUUUGAUAGAGCAAAAGUUAAGUUAAAAGUUUUAUGUUGAUAAGAUGCUGUAUUUUAUACUAUAGUGGUGUUUUGGGGGAAUUUCGUUUCAACAGGGAACUAAUUCACAAGCCUCAUAUUGCUAAAGUUGGCCUGAGUUCUUUUUAAGCUGGAGUUUUUUGAGAUACAUGGUUUCAACAAGAGACUAAACUAUGAACCUCAUAUUCCUAAGAUACUCUAUCUUCUACAGUGGUAAUUUUAUGAAACUUGGUUUCAACAAGAGACUAUUUCAAGAACUAGAUAUCCCAAGAUGACCUGUUUUAUUCUGCAGUGGUAUUUUAUGAAACUUGCUUUUGAUGGACUAAUUUAUGAACCACAUUGUUUCUAAAAAUGAUCUGUGCUAUUUUGCACUGAAGUUUGAGAUUUCAACAGGAGACUAAAUUACAAGCCCUGUUGUUCCUAGAUGUUCUAUGUUAUUCUGCGAAGUGACUUUUUGUGAAGUUUGGUUUCAACAGGGGACUAAAUCACAAACUUCAUAUUGCUCAGGUAUCCUAUCUUCUGCAAUGGUGUUUUUUUGAAGUUUGGUUUCAACAAGAGACAAUUUCACGAACUUCAUAUGUUAAAAUGGUAUUUUUAUGAAACUUGCUUUCAACAAACUUCAUUUUCCUAAAGUGCCCUGUAUUACUCUGCAGUAGUGUUAUUGUAAAGUUGAUUUUUACAUGAGAAGAACUCAUGAAUCUCAAAACGUAAUGUUGCUAAUAUGCUCUGUUUUACUCUGUAGUGGUGUUUUUUGAAGUUUGGUUUCAACAGGAGACUUAAUUCAUGAGCUCCAUAUUUUUGUUAAGAUGUCCUGUCUUACUUUGCAAUGUUUUUUUUUUCUGUGAAAUAUGGUUUUGACAGGAGAAUAAUUCAUGAAAUUCAUGUCAAAUUACAUUUCUUUAUACAACUUUGUGAAAAUGGGACUUUGCAUUCUCAUAAAUAUGAAGUUUACUAUGUUUUAAAAUUGUGUGUUCUUUUUUUAAAAUUGUGUGUUCUAACUGCUCAUGUUUAUACUUUUAGGAAUAUGUUUAGUAAUUAUAUAUCUGAUUUCUGUGGAGUUGGUGUUUAUAAGUCUUUAAAGAAUUGACAGUUUUAUGCGUUCAUAUAAUUCUGAUAAAGAAACUUUAUAGGUUUGUUUGCUGUCUUAAGUUUGGCAGUAUUCUUUGAUACCAAGACAUUUUGUAUAAGUUUCUUUUAUCUGUAUUAUACAGUAUAGAACGUUAGAUGACAUAAUUUUAUUAGCCAGUUUAAACACCUUUUAGUUAUUUUAUUCUAUCCCCUAAAAAUACUAUUUAGAGUGCUGUUGUGGAGUGUAAUUUCUUUAAUUAAUUAAGAGUAGUGCUUGAUUACAUAAAACCUUAUCUUCUAAUUGAUUGCAUGUUUGAUAUAUACUUUUGUGUUAUAGAAAAAGCAAAAAUAAAACUGUUUGAAGAAUUAAAAA
Molecule: messenger RNA, 3492 nt
Organism: Rattus norvegicus (Norway rat)
Lineage: Eukaryota; Metazoa; Chordata; Mammalia; Rodentia; Muridae
Gene: Yy2
Product: YY2 transcription factor
Exons: 2
Coding region: 772-1902 (376 amino acids)
Cellular component (GO): nucleus
Molecular function (GO): cis-regulatory region sequence-specific DNA binding
Source: RefSeq, marked validated